GCUUCGAGCAGAGGGGCUUUUGUUGCAUCCAGAGGGAGAGAGCGAGCAAAGGCUUGAAUCAAAUCUAUGGGAGUCCAAUCUGCCCUGAUCUGCACUAAAACAUCGGGCCUCUCCCGAUCAAGCCUCGCCUGAGCGGGAGCUCCGUGUCUCUGCAAGCUGCUCUGGCUCAACUCCUUUGUUUAGAUCGCUUUAGAUUUAUGAUCUCUGCACCCGGAAUCAGAUUAUUUGCUGUAUUUGUUUAGAAUGGGAAACGCUGAAGACCCUGUACGAAAAAGGGAAACCUAAGGAUGCUGGAGCAGAACAAUGGAUUUCUCCUUCUCUUUCAUGCAAGGGAUCAUGGGAAACACAAUCCAGCAACCGCCUCAGCUCAUUGACUCAGCUAACAUCAGACAGGAGGACGUGUACGAUGCCAUCAGCGACCCCGGGGACGAGGGAGGCCCCUCCGCCUACGAUUCGCCCCUCGAUCCGGGGUUCUCCUAUCCUCCGGACGACCUAGGGGUUGUCACCAACGGUUACCAGGCAGGAAUCGGCGCCUACGAGCAGCAGGCCAAGUUCGCUCUGUACUCGCAGUUCCCUAAUGGCUCGGCUAACGGUUACGGCGCCAUCCGCAACUACCACCCCGAUCACGGGCUGAUCUUAGGGGAGGGGACGGUGCUGAGGUCGCCCGUCGUUCAGGAAAAACCCUCAUCUCACAUCUCUUCCCCGCCUCUUCCUCCUUCUCACUCGCAUCUUCAUCACCACUCCCAUACUCAUCCUCAGCAUCAGCCGCAGCAGCACCAGCCCAACCCUCAACUUUUACCUCAUCACCCUCCUCCUCCGCCGCCGCCUCCUCCUCCUCCACCUCCUCCAUCUUCCUCGUCUUCACAUCAUUUGCAGCCGGUUUAUCCCCCUCCUUCCCUCAUCCUACCUUCCUCUCCACCUCCCCUUCAUGCCUCCAUUCAGGACGUAGCCUCCGAGCCCGUCACCCAGAAGAAGACGAACUCCCCGGAAAUCAAAAUCAAGAUCAUAAAGACGUAUCAGAACGGACGCGAGCUGUUCGAGUCGUCGCUGUGCGGGGACCUGCUGCACGAGUUCCAGGAGUCGACCAGGAGGAACGAGCACAAGAAGGAGAAGAGAAAAAAGAAAAAUAGCCGACACGGUGCCUUCCCCGAACAGGAAGUGAAGCUCAGUGAAGGCCAGGCUGUGAUACAAGAGCAGCAACCUACCCUGGGUCUCAAAAGCCCUAAAACUGAACCCAAGGAGGUGCGGGUGGAUAAAAUCGUACCAUCUCUGUGUGUGGAGUAUGAGAUCGGGGAUCUUGUGUGGGCUAAAGUAGGGACGUACCCAUGGUGGCCCUGCAUGGUCUCCUCAGACCCCCAGCUAAAAGUUCACACGCGCAUUAACACCAGAGGUGCUUCUUGUGUACUAGGUCACCGGGAAUACCAUGUGCAGUUUUUCGGCAGUGUGGCCGAGCGGGCAUGGAUUCAUGAGAAGAGGAUCGUGGUGUAUAAAGGAGAGAGUCAGUUUGAGGAACUGCAGGCGGAAACUUUACGCAAAACCACCAAUCCCAAUGAGAGACAGAAGCUGCUGAAGCCUCGGACUCAGAGAGAGCGUGCUCAGUGGGAAGUGGGUGUCGGCCACGCCGAGGCAGCCCUCGUCAUGACUCGAGAGGAGCGCAACGAGAAUUACACCUUCAUUUACAUUGACAAACUGCCUGCUGACGAGCCCAGCGACGACCCCGUUACGCCAACGAGAAUUAAAAAACGGCGGACAAAACGCUCCAAGAGCUUAAAGAAGGACGAUCCUGCAACGCUCCCACGCCGUCAGCAGCCUCGACGCCAGUGCAGCGUUUCAGACACUCAGGAGGAAGAGGCGGAGCCUGAGGACACAACAGAAACGCAACCAUCGCCCCCUCCGGUCCGGACUCCUUGGAGAACGGCGGCUGCUCGGAAGCUGCUUCCGCUCUCCGUCACGAUGAAGAAGCUCAACGUGGAGAUCGUUAAAUGCGAUUGGCAGCUGCCCAAAGAGAAGGUGGAGAUAAAAAAGGAGGUGGAGAGAGACGAUGAGCGAGUUCAGUCUCCGGAGGGUUCAAGCGAUAAAGCGGAGGGAGAGACGUUCUCCAGUGAGGAGGAGAGAACAGCAUGGAGCGAACCAGAAAGUGCAGAACUCACACACACUCCUGUUACCGAACAUAGCUCAGAGUCGAUAGAAAGGAAGCUGCAGCGGCGGUGUGUGAGGAGUCGCUCCGAGUCGGAAAAGUGCGUCGAUCCGGUCCCGAAGAAAAAGGUCAAAAAAGAACAGGUGGAGGCGAUGCCUCAGAUGGACUUUAAGACGGGAUCGCAAAAAGGAGCCAGUGAGAUCUCAGAUUCUUGUAAACCACUGAAGAAACGCAGCAGAGCCUCGACGGAUGUUGAAGUUACAAGCUCUAUUUACAGAGACACGUCCGACUCCGAUUCCAGAGGCCUCAAUGACAUGCAGUGUGUGUUUGAGAAACGUUCAGACAGUCCCGGUGCGGUGGACGCUGACGGCUCGGACGCCCAGUCGGAAGAUUCGAACAUCUCUCGGCAGGGCAACUCCAAAAAGGAUAUGGUGUGUCAGGUUUGUGAGACAUUUGGAGAUUCCCUGCUUUGCUGUGAGGGCGAGUGUAACAGGUUUUUCCAUCCAGAGUGUCUGGCCUCAGCUGGGGGAACAGAAGGAGAAUACAUCUGCACCGAGUGCAAAACAGGUUCACACCCGUGUUUCUCCUGCAAACGCACAGAUGAAGAAGUGAAGCCGUGUUCGGUGAGCGGGUGUGGCCGCUUCUAUCACGAGUCCUGCGCAUGGAAAUACGCAGGUACUGCGGCCGAGCCACAAGGCAUGAGGUGCCCACAGCACUGCUGCGCUACCUGCUGGCUGGAAAAGGACUCGCAAAAGGCCCACAAAGGCCGAAUGAUGCGCUGUAUCCGCUGUCCUGUAGCCUAUCAUGCAGGCGAUCUGUGUAUAGCAGCCGGGAGCGUAGUAAUCACGCCUCACGUCAUCGUGUGCAGCAGUCACUCGGGCACAAGGAGAAACGGCCAUCUCGGCUCCUCCGUAAACGUAGGCUGGUGUUUCGUUUGCUCGCGAGGACGCUUAGUGCACGACCUCACUGACACCGUAUUAAGUUCUUAUACGUUUAAGUCUCACUACCUUCUGACUGAGUCAAAUCGUGCUGAGUUGAUGAAAUUACCUCUGAUUCCUUCUCCUUCGUCAGCUACCCAAAAGAAUCCGGCCAAAGGAGGAAGACUCCUGUGCUGCGAGGCAUGCCCCGCCUCCUUCCAUCCGUCCUGUUUAAAUAUGGAGAUGCCCGAGGGAGCCUGGCUGUGUAGUGAAUGCCGAGCGGGAAAGAAACCUCGAUACAAACAGAUUGUCUGGGUCAAGCUGGGAAACUACAGAUGGUGGCCCGCUGAGAUCUGUAACCCUCGGCUGGUUCCGUCCAACAUCCAGAACCUGAAACAUGACAUCGGGGAUUUCCCGGUCUUUUUCUUCGGGUCACACGAUUACUACUGGAUCCACCAGGGCCGGGUUUUCCCAUACCUGGAAAACGACAAGAACUUCGCAGAGGGACAAAUUGGGAUUAACAAGACGUUUAAAAAAGCACUGGAGGAGGCAGCGAGGAGGUUUCAGGAGCUGAAAUCUCAGCGAGAGACCAAAGAAGCUCUGGAACAGGAACGCAACUCACGACGGCCUCCGCCAUACAAACUCAUCAAGUGUAACAAGCCCAUAGGAAAGGUGCAGGUGUUUAUGGCCGACCUGUCGGAGAUCCCACGCUGCAACUGCAAGCCGACCGACGAGCGCCCGUGCUCUCAGGAGUCGGAGUGUGUGAACCGGGCGCUGCAGUACGAGUGUCACCCUCAGGUGUGUGCCGCCGCCGAGCGCUGCCUCAACCAGAGCUUCAACAAACGGCAGUAUCCAAAAAUGGAGGUGAUCAAGACGGAGACACGUGGGUGGGGCCUCAGAACCAAACAGGAUCUCAAAAAGGGAGAUUUUGUGAUCGAGUACGUAGGAGAACUGAUCGAUCUGGAGGAAUGUCGACAGCGAAUCAGCCACGCCAACAAGAACCAUGUGACCAACUUCUACAUGCUCACCCUCACCAAGGAUCGUGUGAUUGAUGCUGGGCCCAAAGGGAACUUGUCUCGCUUCAUAAAUCACAGCUGCAGCCCAAACUGCGAGACGCAGAAAUGGACGGUGAACGGUGACGUCCGCAUCGGCCUCUUCACUCUGUGUGACAUCGCUGCAGACACCGAACUUACAUUUAAUUAUAACCUGGAUUGUUUGGGGAACGGGAGGACGACGUGUCACUGCGGGGCUGACAACUGCAGCGGCUACUUAGGAGUCCGACCAAAGAGUGCUGUGGUGUUAGAAAAGGAGGAGAAAGUGAGGAACUCGAAGCUGAAGAUGCGGAAGAGGAAGCUGAAGGCGGAAAGCCGCAGUCAUGAUUAUUACUGCUACAGCUGCGGUGAGGGUGGAGAACUCGUCAUGUGUGACAGGAAGGACUGUCCCAGAGCCUAUCAUCUGCUUUGCCUCAACCUGACCACGCCUCCUUAUGGUCGCUGGGAAUGCCCUUGGCACGAAUGCAGUGUGUGUCAGCGUCCCGCUUCUGCGUUUUGCCACUUUUGCCCCACCUCUUUCUGCCCGGAUCAUGAGGCAGGCCAGCUGGUGCUUUCUGCCCAGGAUAACCAGCCCUGCUGUACCAAUCACGACCCAGAACAAGCACCCAGCCUCCCUACUACUGUGAGGGUGAAGGAGGAACAGGAAGCAGAGAGGGAGGAGGAGGAAGAGGAGGGGGAUGCAGAGAGAGAGGCCGAAGAGGAUGAGGAAGGAGAAAUGGCUGAGUGACUGAGCCAAAGCUCUUGUACUGAAAUACUUCAACACGGUGACUGGAAUUCAGAACGACGAGGGUCCUCCACACAGCUAGAGGGCGGUGUGCAUUUCAAAAUCAUCAUUACAUACAAGUCGGUUGUUGUCCAUUCCAGCAGAGGGCGAUCAUUUAUUGAGCCGAAAAGUCACGACUUCACGCUUUCCGAUUCCAGAAGUGUGGGAAUGAAUCACGCCCACUAAUCGUCACUUUACCGAUAUUUUUCUUUCUCAAGACUAGGUUCCCGUUCAUCCUCAGAGCGGAGCCGAGAUCUUUUACACACUCUCCAGUACCUACAACACCUUGAGAACUUCAUUCGAUGUACCUCAGUGUAAAUAGAAAAGGAUUCAUACGAGACACAUAGAUCAGAUUCUCUACACUAGAGUUUUCACUACACGUCUGAAUAUCGGCUAGUUGUGGGAAAAAAUACAAAAAAACAAAAAACAAUGACUGUGACUCCGGUUUUGGUUACGUGCUGCCUCUUCAUACCCGUGCGUUUGUGAUUUGUAAGAUAUAUAUCACGAAUAUAUUUAUGACUACGUUUACAUCUGCUCACGGUGUACAGUAUUGUUCAUUGGUAUUAUUAGUGAGUUUGAUAUCACUAUUCUUAACGUCAUUGUAUACGUGCCCCCCCCCCCAAACCCCCUUUUUUUUCUUUUCCCCCCAUCGCUCGCUCACUCUGUGUUACGUUCACUGUCGGGACUGGUUAAUUUCAUAGACAAGCACUUAAAUUUCAGCGUUUUAAUGAGAUGAUAAAACACCUGAACACUGCCAUCGUUUUGGUGCUGUGCCGAUAGGAGUAUCAGUCCAUGAGGAAAUUUUUUAAUGUCAUGUUGCCAAUGUCUUCGUGUUUUUUGUUUUUAUUUCACUUGUACACAAUAGUGACCACUUUUAAGGUAUUAUAAUCAAAGUGUACCUAGUCGAAUUAACAACCCAGGAUUCCGAUGAAAGCUUGCGUUGUUCGUUCGUAUUAGGAUGAUUUCUCGACGCGCCAAUGCAGUGCGCGCUCACCUUCUCUUUUUGCGACCAUUCCUAAUCCGGUUAGAAAUGCCAUUGAUCUCCAUGCUUUUUUUGCAGUUCAUGAAAACCAGCAAUGCCGUGGGUUUAUUUAACCGUUACAACAGUGCAUUUUAACUUCGCACUACUAUUCCAUGUGUCACUGUAUUUAACCCGGUAGUGUCGGACGUUCAGUGCAUCCUGGCUCAGUGUUGCAUGAUACAGAUGAAUACAUUAGACCUGGUCAGAACGAUAAAAGAUGGAUCAUUUGAACACUGCUGUGAUCCAGCGAAACACUUUUUUUUUUUUUUUUUUUUUUUUUUUUUUUGUCCACGAUCAGGAUAAUCCCAAUUCAGCACCCUCAACAAUUAACCCCCCCACAGAGCCGGACAAUUUGUGGCACUACUUGUCAAUAAAUCUAAUCCCGUAAUAUUCCGAACGUUCUUCAGAACCACGGAAGUCCGUCACUGCCAAAAAACGAGGCUUUUCAAAACACGUAGUAUCCAGCGGUGGUCCUGUCCUGUACACUUGAAAUCUGGAGCGCUGUUCAACGUCUCAUGCACUUUUUGGUUUCGUUUCGUGUCGUUCGAGUUACGACGCCGAGUCUGUUUACACUCAGACGGUUAAAAAAAAUAAAGUAAAAUAAAUAAAAAAUCCAGCACGUCACCGUUUUUGUCAUUUGUCACCGCAAGAUAUCUCCGAAUUAUUGUGAAAAAGAUUUCUAUUUCUUUCGAUUAUUACGGUUUUAUAAAUGCUGUACUGUAUUCAGAUCUAUUUACCUUUUAUUAGUCAACUUUUCCAUAGAAAUAAUCGGUAUGAAAUUUUUUCGACUUUCCAGCUAAUAGGUGAUGUGUGUUCCUGCACCUUCUCUUUAAUUAGCGCUCAGUGGAAAUGGACUGUGUUUACAAUCCUGUAAUACACACACACUUUUCUUCUCUAUUCUUUUCAUUUUCUCUGUUUUUUCCUCUCGUGUUUCACUUUCCUGCUUUUCCCUAUUUUUAACACACACACUAUAUAAUUACUUACUUUAUUUUCCCCACGGUUUUUUUUUCUUUCCUUUUAUAUACUAUUUUCCUACUUUUUUUUAAAAAAAAAAAAAUCAAUUUUAUAUUUUUUUAAACAUAUUUUUUCUAUACUGUUGUCUUUCAUUUACUCUCAAUUUUUUUAAGACCUUUUUUUGCCUUAAUUUUUUUUUUGUUUUCUUGUCUGUUUUCUUUUGCUAAUUUUUAUUCCAUACCCCCCCUUAUAUUUCUUAAUUUCCCUCCUUUCUUUCUUUCUUUCUUUCUUUCUUUCUUUGAUAAAUGUCUUUCGGUCAUGUUGUCCUUUUGUCUUUUCAUGUCAUCCUGUUCCCUUUAGUUCCCCCCCCUUUCCUUUAUGACGUUUCCGAACACCGUGUCCUUUAAGGAAGUGCACAUGCAGUUGCGACAGAUCUGCUGCCUCAAAAUAAUGACAAAUGCGUGACAUGCUGGAUUUUUGUUGUUGUUGUUGAGUGGAUUAAUGCCUAGCAGGCUUAGUGAUGAGGUACGACUUUUUGUUCAUCAUUAGCACUUUUCUCCAUGAGUGAGCAAUGCAGACUGCGCAGUGUUUGCUCUCGUCUUCGGUCUCAGAGAAACACAGAAGUUGUUGUUUUGGUAUCCUGACAUGAAAUAUCUUGACUUGUGUUAUGCCCUUAUUGGUAUUUCAAUUCUCACUAAUUUGAUACAAAUUAAAUGUUUCCGUUUUGUUUCGAUCAAAUGCCUUUAAGUAGACCUAGAAUUUGUAUAAGUAAUAAAUUUUGCUAAAUGAUUUCAAAGGCAUAGUGUUACCGAUUGGACGUUCAAGACGAGCCUUUGUUGCCAUAUCAGCCAUUUUGUAUUUACCUCCUUAAAGAGUGUUAGUGCACUGUACUCCACUGUUUUGUUUUUUUUGGGGUUUUUUUAUACGUGAUUUAAAGUGUCAUAAAUCAUCUUGUGCAUGUUUGUGCCUGUUCUUUAUGUUGUUCAAUUUUAUAUUUUCUUAAAAAUGAUGCCAUCUCACCAGCUCCAAGGGAAAUCAUUUGUGUCGAUGUGUUUAAGGACGUGUCACAUUCCUUUUCCUAGACUGUUUAAGGAAUCUUGCUACUGGACUUAUUUCUGUUGUGUGUAAAUCUUCAGUGUUAAUGUAAAACUCACCACGCGUGUCGAGUCGCAGUAUACACUCCAACUGAAUAAAAGUAUCGUAAAUGAUAUUAUCUGGGUAGAACGAGGCUUCUCUGAACUUUCCUAGAGGGCCGCGCUCCGGAGCUGGGGUGCGGCCACAGUGUUAUUUGUGUUCUGGGACGUCGAGCUCGUCCAACUGUACAUAGUAGGAAAGUACAAAAAAAAAAAAAAAGAACUCCACUAUCAUUAUAUCGUAGUGUCUAAAGAAUGCCUGUAAAAUUACUUCUGAAUGUUUGUGAACGUAUAGGCACAUUCUUUUUGUAACUUUUUCUUUUACUGUAUUUUUUAUUUGACCAACUUUUGAGAUGGUUCUUUUUUUCUUCAGAAUUGCUAUAAGUUAUUCAGAGAAACAACAUUCCACAGAUUUACUCACUCUCAGACUUGCCUGGUUUGACUUCAAUAAAAACUCUACUGAAUGUU
Hemibagrus wyckioides is the source of this 8445-nucleotide messenger RNA. RefSeq names its product nuclear receptor binding SET domain protein 3 (gene nsd3). Gene Ontology annotation, biological process: regulation of DNA-templated transcription. The record is from RefSeq and is a predicted model, not a curated record. The transcript has 24 exons. NCBI's taxonomy places the organism in Eukaryota, Metazoa, Chordata, Actinopteri, Siluriformes, Bagridae. Bases 304 to 4833 code for a protein of 1509 amino acids. Gene Ontology annotation, cellular component: nucleus; chromatin. Gene Ontology annotation, molecular function: protein binding; histone H3K36 methyltransferase activity.